GUGCCUUCUAAUUUGAAAUAAAAGUUAUAAUUGUGUUAAUACUAAUUUUUUUUUAAAGAAAUGGAUUCACAGAAAGAUCUACAGCCGCCAAAGCAGCAGCCCAUGAUCUACAUAUGUGGAGAAUGUCACGCUGAGAAUGAAAUCAAGGCCCGUGAUCCAAUCCGAUGUAGAGAAUGCGGCUACAGGAUCAUGUACAAGAAGAGAACAAAAAGAUUGGUGGUUUUUGAUGCACGAUGAAGAUGUGUUUUUGUUUUUUUCCCUCCCUUG
Thalassophryne amazonica is the source of this 267-nucleotide messenger RNA. RefSeq names its product polymerase (RNA) II (DNA directed) polypeptide K (gene polr2k). Gene Ontology annotation, biological process: DNA-templated transcription. The record is from RefSeq and is a predicted model, not a curated record. Gene Ontology annotation, molecular function: DNA binding; DNA-directed RNA polymerase activity; zinc ion binding. Gene Ontology annotation, cellular component: RNA polymerase II, core complex; RNA polymerase III complex; RNA polymerase I complex. Bases 61 to 237 code for a protein of 58 amino acids. The transcript has 7 exons. Lineage: Eukaryota; Metazoa; Chordata; Actinopteri; Batrachoidiformes; Batrachoididae.